Messenger RNA from Striga asiatica, 1296 nucleotides. Lineage: Eukaryota; Viridiplantae; Streptophyta; Magnoliopsida; Lamiales; Orobanchaceae. The record is from the annotation of a GenBank genome assembly.
AAUAAAAGUAGCAUAUCGCCACACAAAUAAUUUUUUCAUUUUCUUCACACAAUCGAGUGAGAGAUGAAAUCAGUAUUUCGAAGCGUCAUUUACACCAAACUCUCAUUUCCCAUUCGCCCCUUAAACCCUAACCCCCACCGCGCCGCCCCACUCGCCCUCCUCCCGUGGCGCGCCGCCGGCGGACUCUCCACACUCAGCUCGAUGGCCAGCGACGUGAGUGGCUCCAACGCGCCCUCUUCUCCCACCGCCGCCGCGCUCGAGAAGCAGUUCGAGGUGUUCCGGCACCAGCUGGACGGCUCCGGCGGCCUGCGUGAGCGUAUUCGGGGAGUCGCCUCGGAGAUCGAGUCCGUCACGAGGAUUAUCCAGUCGAGCCUUCUGCUUAUUCACCAGUCUCGCCCUAUACCUGAGGUUGUGGAGAAGGCAAAGGGACAGAUUCCUGUGUUGAGGGAACUGUACAGCAAACUUGCUGAGAUUAUCCAAGAAUAUCCUGGGCAGUAUUACAGGUAUCAUGGUGAUUGGAGGACUGAGACUCAAACAGUGGUGUCUUUGCUUGCCUUCAUGCAUUACUUAGAAACUGAGAGUCUUCUUCUGCACGCGGAGGCUGAAGAAAAACUUGGGUUGAACCCCGUGGAAUUUGGUCUCGAUGUUGAAGACUAUCUCGUAGGAAUUUGUUUUAUGUCCAAUGAUCUACCAAGGUAUGUUGUUAACCAAGUGACUGCUGGGGAUUAUGACUGCCCAAGAAAAGUACUGAAAUUUCUAACUGAUCUGCAUGCUGCAUUUCGAAUGCUCAACCUCCGAAAUGACUUUCUGCGCAAGAAAUUUGAUGGAAUGAAGUAUGACCUCAGAAGAGUCGAGGAAGUUUAUUAUGACGUGAAAAUAAGAGGAUUGGCAGCGAAAGAGAACUCGGGUGGGGAUCAAGGAGACGAACAACCGUCAUCUUGAGUUAAACGAGAUCUUUUGUAGUCUUUUUGCUUGUCAAUUUCGUAAUAUCCAUUUCACGGGCCUUACUCUGGCAUCCGACGUUAACAUCUUUUAGCAACUUUCUUUUGUGGAGGAAAAACGGGGAAUUCGACUGCUAUUGUUUUGAAAUUUUUACAUAACUCAGAUUUGAUUGUGAAAGUUGUGAGAACGGAGACGUACAUUCCACCCUAGAUUUGAGGUUUGGUAAAUUAUGCAGUCUAUAUAUGGCUGUACUGUGUUUUUUGUUUCCCAGCUUCUAAUUUUCCAACGGUGUUUUUGACAUUGAACAAGUUCACAUUCUACUGCUGAAAUAAUCUUAUGCAGCUUAAAAUUGCC